This is a messenger RNA of Aquila chrysaetos chrysaetos, 10086 nucleotides long. Its product is annotated as opsin-5-like. Gene Ontology annotation, cellular component: membrane. The record is from RefSeq and is a predicted model, not a curated record. Gene Ontology annotation, biological process: G protein-coupled receptor signaling pathway. Bases 6155 to 7201 code for a protein of 348 amino acids. Gene Ontology annotation, molecular function: G protein-coupled receptor activity. The transcript has 5 exons. NCBI's taxonomy places the organism in Eukaryota, Metazoa, Chordata, Aves, Accipitriformes, Accipitridae.
AGAACAUGCUAUUGCCUUACUAGCAGAGCCUUACAGGUACCAAGAAUUUUCUGCAACAACAAAGUGGCAGACCCAUGUUCCCCCUGUUGUCCAGGUCAGUGUGAUAUGACUUUCACAGUCAAUCUGGGAUCAUUCAAAUACUAAUAACAUCAUUGUCCUAAUCGUGUUUCUACAGGAAGAAACUGGUAAUUUAAAACCUUUGAGAAAAUAAUAUUAAAGUUGGAUGGCUAAAAGACUUUUUAAUUUUAAAUAGCAGGCAGGAUUCAUGGCUGUUGCAUGGUCUGCAGAAUUUCAGAUUUUGGUAGUAAAAGAAACAAGGAGAAUAGACACAAAGUUUAAAGCCUUAACUCAAGAUUCGAGACACCUAGGUUCCAGUUCAUCCUUUCCUAUAGGUUUCUUGUGUUGCCUAGAAUAAGUCUGUCAGGACAGGAUUCAGCUCAACCAAAUCUAGCCACCUCAAACCAGGUGGCUUGUUUAAGACAACUCUCUGGGCCCCCUGUAAUGUCAACAGGCAAUUCCAAAUGGCAACUGAUCUCAUUCAGAUAAGGUGCAUAUUUCUCCACCAAGAGGGCCUGUCUUUCAGCAUUGACUCUAGAAGUCUGGAUGACCAGUUUAAACUAGAUGUCAAACUUUUAAAUGGUUUUAUUUAGCUGAAAUGAAUUCUGUUCUAAUGUUAGGGUUAUAAAAUCCAUUUAAGUACACGUGACAGACAGAUUUUAAUAUAUUCAGUUACAAGCCAAUAAAUAAGUUUUUUCUUCUAAUGCUAGGGUCAUAAAAUCCAUUUAAGUACAUGUGACAGACAAAUAUUUUAAUAUAUUCAGUUACAGGCAAAAAUAGAUUAAUAUUGUCCUGUCAACUCCACGCAUUAAAGUGGUCACAAGUCAGUAUCACAGAAACGAUGAGUGAAAAAAGCAUCAUAAUUAUGGUUCUUUAUUUACCUCAUGGUUUUUGUGCCUGUUGAUUUCAUGCUGUCAGAGUUUUCUAAAUAACUGUAAUGGAUAAAGAUGGCCUAGAAUUUUCCCUUCUGAAUGAAUACAGAGAUUCUCUCCUAAUGAGGAAAUGGAGUCUACAAACAAACAAACAAACAUGUUUGCAACACAGACUGAAUAGAAAAUGCUCUUGGGGAAGGAUUCACCAAGUGACAAGCAUCUCUACUUCCAGAUAAGCCAAAGUGUGCCAUGGGGACCUUUGCCCCCAUGUGCUGAUGUGAGUUCAACAAGCCCCCAACAACAAGCCCCUUUUGCCCCCAAGCUCUGUGCUUAUGUGAGUAAAACAAGCCAUCAACUGUGCUCUGAGCAGCCGGGCAGGUGGCACAGCUUGGAUCUACCUGCCUGAACCUUCUUCCCUCCCAACACAGGAGGGAAAGUGCCUGGCAGGAAUGGUCCCUGGCACACCAGUACCCUUUGAAUCGUGUCCAGACAUUGCCUGGGAGAAUGCCAGUUUGCACUGCCACAACGCGUGCUGGCGGUUUAAAGAAUAUAAAGAAGAAGAAAGCGUUAUUGACAUCCAUAGUUUCAUUUUGGGGGCAUUAAGGCACAGAAAGAUUUAAUCACUUGCCGAAAAGCAGACAGAAAGACUGUGGCAAGGCAAGGAACUGAACCCAGCACUCCCCAGGGCCCUCGCCACAAGACUGGUGGUUUUUUUAUUCAAGGCUAGGUUCAUCUCUGUUUUUUCAGUGUAAUUGAGUGCAGAAAGUAUUCACAGUUGCUAUUGCUCUUUUUAAACAUGGUCUAUUACAGAAUAAUCUGAGUGUCCCAGUGUCUUAAAAGGGAGACAAUAUUUUUUCCAAUGUACAGAAGAUUACCUAAGCAGCAGAGGAAUUUGUGUCAUACCUACCUAGAGAUGGAGAAGGCUGCAGUGAUGCAUAGGUUUUCUGAGGCCUUUUGUCUUCUUACUAGAUUUUCACUGUAAAGUGGCCCUUGGAAGGUAAUCAGAGGGAUAACUCAAUAUUAGCAAAGCAUAGCUGGGCACUGUUUAAACAUGGAGGAAAUAGCUGAAAGUUUCUCUGUGCAAAUACAGGGAAUAUCCACUAAAUAUUUAACUUACCUCCUGAUCCCACUUUUUUUCCUGUCAAGUAUCAAGAGCAAUGAGCAGAGCACCUGACUGCAAGUCAAUAACACUUGUGGGAAUUAUUUUUCGCAACUUAGAUGAUCUCUUACAUCCCUGCAAAGGGCAUUUCACACCACUGCAAAGUGGGGGCGAAGUGCCAGGAAGUAAACCCUAAAGCACCUUCCAACACAGAGGUGUGGGAUAUGCUUUCUGAAAGCAACAUGUAGCUGCAGCUCAGUUAACUUGGAAAACUCAAGCAAUUAAAAAGCUAGUGCCUAAUAUCUAAUAAUAUCAAGAAAGUAGUACAGUAGUUUCUUUUCUUUGCCUCACAAUCCUAUUCUGUGCCAUAUUUACAGCCAGUUUGAAGCUUGGCAGUUUUGUAUAGCGGGGAUUAAACACUACUUGGCUUAAAGGGUCAAAAGGCCAUGGAAAGGAAGUCAAGACAGAAUAGCUGUGACUUCUCUCACUCACAUAAAUAUAAUCUGAAGGCUGAAAAGGAGACCUGAACAUGAUUUCACAAAUUUGAUAAAGACCUUGAAAGUGACAGAAGGUCUUGAAGUGAGGCUUCUGGUGCCAUGCCUGCUGCUCAGAACCCUUAAACUCACUCAGCCAAGCAAUACCUUUCACAUGAAGUUAAGAUCCAGGGAAGUUGUCUUAGCAGUGGAUUGUUGCAUUAGUAGUUGCUGGGCGGGCAGCUAUGCUGAAUGCUGUCCUUAACAGGGUCAUUUUAAAAGUACUGUUGGUGCCACCACAGCUUAUUGUAGAGCAGAAGUUUUGUCUUCCAAGUUCUACCUAAUAACAGAUUUGUUACCAUCAAGUCUAUGUUGCACCUUUGUUCCCCAAUCUUUCUGUCUUCUUUCUCCAUUAAACAUUGUGUUCCAGAUUGAACAAGGAAACCUGUUCUUUUCCAUCCAAGAGAAGCAUCUUCAUGAAUUUCCACUCAUAUUUUCCACUAUAUUUUUAGAAGAUUCAGUCUCUCAUCUAUUUUUCUCUUCCAAGUGUCUCUAAAUAAUAAGUUGUAAUCCUGGCAUUUCUGAAUUCUCAGCAUGGGUCCAUUUAGAAAUUAGUAAGAGUAAAAUUAGCCAAAUCCUAAUAUGAAAGAAAAUUGGCCUCCUUCUUAAAACUAUUGUUGUUGUAUCACAAUGGUGCUGAGAGGCACAAGCCAAUAAUGGCACUGCAUUGUUACCAGACACCGAGAAGAAAUAGUAGAUCAGUUGGACCUUGAAAAAUGUACAAUCUCAGUGGAUAAAUCAGAGGCAGAAAGAGGAAGUAAGUGAUUUGAUGAGUGUCACGCAGUAGGCAAUAGCGGGCCAGAGCAGUACCAUCGGGUUCAUCUGUAGUGCCAUAGGAUUGCACCCUUGAACCCUACUCCACUGUCUGUCUACACAAGCCAUGCUUGCUUUGGUAUCGCACCCCUGGUCUGCUGUAUGCCUUUGUGGAGAAACUGGAAGAGGGAAUAGGGGCGGGUGCACCUUGGAGCUUCAGUCCUGCAGAUAGUGUUUGUAAACCCAAACAGUGUCCAGAGACUCCAUGCUGUCAACACAACUAGGUUGCACCAUUUGGGUAAAGAAUAUCAGUAUAUACUUCAGCUCUGUCCUCAAAGGUAGUAAAAAUACCUUGAUCUCUUGUCUCCCACUCUGGUAACCUUUCCUCUGACUACCUUUAAAUAAAUCUAACAAGCUCCCCUCAAAACAAAUCCCCCUUUCCCUCCUUCAGUGAAGCAUGCAACAGCAACACAAGCAAGAAUGCAAUCAAUGGAAUCGACCAGAGGCAGUACUGGGUGGGUUUUAUUGUCCUCAUGCCUAUGUUCAAAAGGGCCCUUUACUGUUUGCCAUUCCAUAUGACCCUGCAUGCCAAACAACCCCAUUUGUGGCCAUCACCGCCACAGCCUGUUUCGUCCUGUCUGAAUUCUGCGAGAUCCUAUUCCUGCUACCAAAGUUAAGGAACAAAGAGAAGGACCAGUUUUCACCUGUGCUGUUGGGGUGAUGCUACCUCACAGCAUGGUUCCAGAUUUCCCAACAAAGUGGAGAGAAUUGAGUUUUGUCAUUCAAAAGAGGAAGGAGUGAGUCCAAAACAGCACUAGGUCAUAUGAAAAAGAGACAAGGAGAAGAGCUGGGACUAGUCUUAAAGCUGGGGAGACUCCUGAAGAGCUGGCCUUCCUGCUCCGAGUGCUGCUAGAGGGAUCUGGACAGGUAUGGUCCCAACCCUACACACUGUGAUCCCUUUCUGAUGUCUGACUCCCAGUGGCAUGAUUCCUAUUUUCCUGCUUCCAGGACACUUCUGAGCUUCGGAUCACAGGCAGUCAAAUCUUUGUUGCCACCAUGCUACAGUUACACAGAACUAGAGAGUCUUAAGUGAUUCGGUCUGUUCACUGGCUUUUUGGUGUGUACAGUGGCUGCAAUGCAUUGCUGCCCAGUUCAUCCUUCUCUUUAGCCGUGCUCCUGCAUGCAGUUUGCCUAGAGGUGUGCAGAGGAUGAUGAUACAGAGCUACUGCACAGGAAUAUUCUUGUGGUGGUAGAGUUCUGAGUGGUCCAUUCUACAGAUUGUAUGACUUUUUCCCAUGGUCUGAAUGACACAGAGGAACUGUGAAUAAAUGGAGAACAGGACCAAAAUGAAAAGGAAAAUUCAGUGAAGCUUGCUACCAAAAACUACUGUCAAUAAAUGGUUGAAAAAUUUCUUAAACUGCAAGCAAGUGUCCCCUCAUGAUUCUUUGUGCAAUACCCAGCAUAACAGGACAUUAAUUUGUCUUUGAAACCUUGAAAAUGAGAGGAUUGGUGCUGUUCAUACUAUUAUUAAACUGAGGUCUGGGAAUACUGUCACCGUAUUAAAUAUGAGCACGUUUGCAUUAUCAAGUUCCACGCCAUGGGCAAUACAUUUUAUUCUUCUCUUUUCCUGGCAUAAUAGUAGUUUUCAUUUUAUGUUAGCACCUUUGGUGCCAUUUCCUUUCCACUCAUAGUGCAUUAGUGUCUGUCUUCUCACACCUUUGAAAGAAAUAGCUAUAAUAUGCUUCAUACUUGCAUGUUGAAUUAACCUUUUCGUAUCUCAUUACCAUCUUUCCCUUUCCACCUCAUGCUAUGUUUCUGCUUUGCCUUGUUUUCAUAUUACUUCUCAAAUUAGUGCCUUUCAUUUCAUAUUUGGGAACUAUGAAAAAAAAAAUUUUAAAAAAUUGUCCCUGAGAGGGCAGCCUAUUGCCCAGUUGAAAAGAGCUGGUUUGUCAUGUCAGGGACGCGACACAUCUUUACUCCAUGUGUGCCUUUCCUCACAUCUCAUCCUCUCCUUUUCACAAAUGCAGAAAGAGUAUCAAUGGCUACCAGCUACAAAUGAUGACAUUGUUGUUUAAUAAAUGUGAGCUUCUGGCUUUAGUUCCGUGAUACACUUACUAGUCCUAGUGUGGAAGUUUUUGUUUCCUCAUAUCUCAGUCACGGGUCAUUCAGUUAGUCUUAAACUGCUAUUUACUCUCACCUCAAACUGCCAGUUUGAACAACUCUUACAAGUGAAGAAUAAAAGUGAUGCAAAAUUCUUAAAAUCAUCUUUCAGUCCUGUGCGUACAAGAUGGUCUUGGGUUUGGAGUCCAUUUUCUGCUCUGGGGUGAAACACUCACUGGAAUGACAGCUGCAACUCAGGUCCUCCUGCCAUAAAGCUGGAAAACGAAACUCCCGACCUUCCUGCCCCUGCCUGAUCCCUCAGCCUGGAUUUAUUUCCCAAGGCUGCUGAUGGUUGAAUGACAAUUGUCUGUGCUCAGCGAUGGCAGUCUGAGGGGAUUUGCAUUGUGAAGUUCCUUGACAAGCCAAGGAGCGGAGCGGUGUGAGAGGAGGGGGUGGGUGGAGAGAUGCUCUGCCAGCCAGGCAGGCGGGAUCGCUCCGGCAGUGGCUCUGCCGAGCUUUCACUCUGCAUCCCCAGGGAGGGAGCCUUUCUCUCACUCCAGGCUUCUCCCCCGCCACACGAGAGGGACGGAGAGAGGAGAAAGCAGAAGGGUCCCUUCACGCCGGCAGCACCCAACUGUCCAGCUCGCAUCCGCAGCAGGCAAACCAUGAGGAAGAGUCUCUUUGCCCCUACAGUCACUUCGCCUUUGAUUUAAAACUUUCACCCACUUCCAGAAGGGACAAUGGAGGAGCAAUACAUUUCCAAACUCCACCCGGUAGUGGAUUAUGGAGCUGGAGUCUUUCUUCUGAUCGUAGCCAUCCUGACAAUCCUUGGAAAUUCAGCUGUCCUUGCUACAGCUGUGAAACGCUCUUCCCUCCUGAAGUCACCGGAGCUGCUUACAGUCAACUUGGCAGUAGCAGACAUUGGAAUGGCACUCAGCAUGUAUCCGCUGGCCAUUGCAUCCGCCUGGAACCACGCUUGGCUGGGAGGAGAUGCGUCCUGCAUAUAUUAUGCCCUGAUGGGUUUCCUUUUUGGUGUCUGCAGCAUGAUGACCCUGUGUGCCAUGGCCGUGAUUCGAUUCCUUGUUACCAAUUCAUCCAAGUCUAACAGUAACAAAAUCCCCAAGAACACUGUUCGCAUCUUGAUUACUUUCAUUUGGCUCUACUCCUUGCUCUGGGCCAUUCUGCCCUUGGUAGGCUGGGGUUACUACGGCCCUGAGCCAUUUGGCAUCUCUUGUACAAUAGCCUGGAGCAAGUUCCACAACUCCUCCAAUGGCUUUUCGUUCAUCCUGAGCAUGUUCCUCCUGUGCACGGUCCUGCCUGCACUGACCAUCGUUGCCUGUUACUUGGGAAUUGCCUGGAAGGUUCAUAAAGCGUACCAAGAGAUCCAGAAUAUUGACAGGAUCCCUAAUGCAGCUAAACUGGAGAAGAAGCUGACAUUGAUGGCUGUGCUCAUCUCGGUCGGGUUCCUGAGCUCCUGGACACCGUAUGCAGCAGCCAGCUUCUGGUCCAUAUUUAACUCCAGCGAUUCCCUACAGCCCAUUGCGACGCUGCUGCCCUGUCUGUUUGCCAAAUCUUCAACAGCGUAUAACCCUUUUGUUUACUACAUCUUCAGCAAAACUUUCCGUCGUGAAAUUAAACAAUUGCAGUGUUGCUGUGGCUGGCGAGUUCACUUCUUCAGCACCGACAACUCUGCUGAAAAUCCCGUGUCGAUGAUGUGGAGUGGGAGAGACAACGUACGUCUCUCUUCAGCUGCAAAGGUGGAGAGCCAGGGAGCUGCAGCUCGCUGAAAUGCAGCGACGGUUUCACAACGUAGGUUGAAACUUGGGCUCGCUCAUGGGUCCAAAUGAGUAGGAAUGCAGCACGCGGGGUUGUCACUGCAUAUCUUAUGUCAAAUACAGAGGUUUAAGUAUAUAUUUUUAAGCAACUCUCAAAUAUUGUCUUUAAGCUACACAGCAAAAAAACCCGCUAUUUUUUUCAAGAAUUUCCACUUUAGAGGAAAUAGAUAGAUUUAUGUACUAAACAUAAAAACAUGUAAACUAAACUUAUUUUCAGGGAAACAGCUAUAAUUAAAAGAGGAUUUAUUAUUUCUGUUUUUUUUCUUACACUUUUGACUUUUUAAUGCAAUCUAUCUGCAGACUCUUGGCUCUAUCAGUAAAACAGCCAUCAGAGAAAACCGUAGGUUGAACACAAAGUGUUACCAAAUAAAUACAGCUGAGAGCGUAGCUUUCCAGCUAGAAGACAGACAGAAGACCAUAUGGGUAGCAAGAAAUAUUCACUGCCAGGAAAAGAUGAUCAAGUGGCUGCUAGCAAAAUGUCUUCUAGAGAUCUACAGUUCCUUGAUCUGUCAGAGGUAUAGUUCCAAAUCCUGAAAACACGAGCUCGAAAAGGAGUCGAGCAGCCUUAGUCUGAAGAGGUUGGGUGGGAAUGUGGCAGUCAGCGAAGGAUGCCUUCUGUGAAUCACAGAUCGCACAAUGAGCGGGGAAGGAAUCUCUUAGCAAAAGGAACUGCGCACUUAACGCUGUUGCAUGCUGAGGUGUAACAGCUCUUCUACCACGAAAGCUGUUGGAGCGUUUGUUUUCUGGAGGGGCACCCUGUAUAGCACGCCAAAAGACAUCCCCAGGAUAACCUGCCCGGCAGUAAGUAAUCCUGCAGAUGCAGUCCUGGCUCUCAUUGCCUCACUGGGAGCUCCUCAAAUACGGAAUUCCCCCCCCCCGGCUGGAGCACUGACACAACUGCCCCUGAGAGCAGAGUCUGCUGAUUCAGUUUAAAGCAUACGUACAGCCGUGACAUCAUCCUGCUAGCCAGUUUUAACAAAAGAGAUUCUGAGGUGGAAAUGAGCUCCUACAGUUUAAAUCUCUCUCUGACUUACAGUUUGUGAUUUUAAAGGACAUAAACACAUCUUUAGGGUUUCAAAUGUACAAAGGAUGGCUUGAUAGCUGCAGCAGUUCUCGCUUCCCUUGCUUGUUCAGCUGACCACAUCUAUCUUUGCAUUAGGUUCGGUGAAGACAAGAAGAGUUAAAUCACAGGCAGAUUUGGCACAGAUUUUAAACAACAAUCUAAAACAACAGUGAAUGGCCUCUGAGUUCUUGAAAACUUCUACCACACUCAAACCCUAAUAAUUAGUUUCAUUUUAUAAACUAUGGCUAAGGCCAAGAACAGGGUUAAAAGAUAGGCUUAAACACUUCCAUGGCUAUGAGAAUUUCUGUUACUGUGGAGUGUGGAUUCCAGAAAAACAAAAUGAGACAUGAGCUGUAACGUACACUAAGGCACAAAUUAAUUACUAAGUCAGGUGUUAGGAAACUUUAAGGAGCUUGUCUUCUGCUGAAAUCCUGCCACUGGCAGUGUCGCCAACUCUCAAUAAAUAUUCCACUAGAUUAAACUAGGUUUAUUUGUAAAAAAUUGUAAAAAAUUCCUAAUUUAAGUUGGCCUCCAGGGCGACUUUAUCUUGUCCUGGGUUGUCACUCACAGACGCUCCAUAAGGAAUGAGACAGGGCUCAGUCUUCUCUCCCAAAUACGAUGAGGUGAAGCAUCCUCUGGGAAACAGUCACCUCCGACAGCCCAUGGCACAGGGAAAUGGGAAAAGGGAGGAGAAAUGUGGGGAGCAGGAGAAAACACCUGUAACUGAGAGGGGAGCAUGUGAAAGGAAAAUAUUUAGGAAGAGAAGAGGCAGGAGAGCGUUAGGCAAGUGUGUUUGUGGAGAGGGCGAGGAGAUGGCGGAGGGAAAUGCAAAAGGGACAAUAGUUAACAUGGUGGAAAGGGACUUGUUUUGGUAAAUGUCAAUUGUCAGCACUUUUUCAGCUUUAAAAAAUAACCUGAAAGGAAAAUGAAACUGUAUUUUAAUAACCACCUCAGAGUUUUUGCUUUCACUUGCUCAGUUGCUUGAUGUUUGAAAUAAACAGCAAAAUAUAUAUUCCCAUCUGCUAAUUGCAGAUUUGUGAAUGGACCAAUGACAUGCACAUCAAUAAUGUAAUGUAAAAUGAGCUUCCUCUGUGAAAAAUUUAGGAGCAGAACAGGUCCACAUCCACUUGUAAAAGCUUUUAAAAUGUAUGUAAUAUGAAAAAUAUGCCACUCUACAAUACAGACAAAAUCUCUGUAAAACCAGAAGAUCCAUAUAUUGUUAAUGUUUAAGCAUAAUGCUUUAAUAGCCUGAUUUAUUACCUGUUUAUGUACUUCAUUUUUAAAAAUCAAAGUCCAGGUGUUUGUGUAUCAAAUAUGGCUCAAAUCUCUUUUUCAUUUUUCAGACUCAGUGAGAAGCAAAUCAAAACUUCCCCAGUAGAGACUGAAUUUUAGAUGGUUUUAUGUUACAUACAGAAAACUUAAAAAGCAGGGCUGCCUUUGACCAGAGAACUAGGAAAGGAAGUAUAGCAUACUGUAUAGGGGACUAGUUGUUUUUUCUUAAGUUUCAUGAAGUUGAUUUAUGGUCAAAUUAAUAACUCUAAUUUCAUGGUGUUCCCUGCCCAGCCCUAGACUGUGUUGUCAACUAAGUGAUCUUCUAAGGCAUUGAAGCAGAAUGCAAGCACUCACCUCAGGAGCAAAUUUGGGCAUCUUAUGUUUGCAAUCACCAGUGCAGUCAUCCCAAUACAAACAAAUAUUUAAGGUAAAACCUCCAACAGCAUCUAACUCAUAACUCACAUACUAGGAGUUAUCUCACUCAACUGUGGAAGUUCACAGU